This is a messenger RNA of Entamoeba invadens IP1, 870 nucleotides long. RefSeq lists its product as hypothetical. The record is from RefSeq and is a predicted model, not a curated record. Bases 1 to 870 code for a protein of 289 amino acids. The transcript has 2 exons. Lineage: Eukaryota; Evosea; Mastigamoebida; Endamoebidae.
AUGUCAACCUUGAACAACAGCGAUCAAAAACAAUUCGACAUGAAAUUAGUCAACAUUUUGCUGGACAUCUCGCACGGGCCGGAAGUCGUCGGGUGCAAGCCUCUCGAGGGUUUGAUCGACUUAGUCUACAGGUACCCCAACUGCAUCAACAUUCUCAUCAUCCGAAUCGAGCAAUUCAUUGACUCCGCACCUCCCUGUUUUCUCUUGUCGGCUUUGUAUGUGAUUGACUCGCUCAUCAGAUACCUUGCGGAUGACACCGCAACCACUGUCGAAAAAGCUAUUGCGAUAAAACUCCCAGACAUUGUGCGGAGAAUCUGCAACACGCCCUCGCAAACUCGCAUUAAGGUCUGCACACUUCUCGAUCAUUGGAAUAGGCACAACACGUUUGGAAUGGAUAUCGUCAACAUCUGUCUCGACACGUUGAAGAACGGGGAGUUCGUUGAAAGCGACAAUUUCUUACACAGGGUUCUUCGUGUCUCGAUGAAGCCGGAGCGACACUUUGCGUUCAUCGCGACUCCCACACGGAGCGACGCAGAAAGACUCAAAACACAACUCCAAAAAAGAAUAGCGGACAUCCGCUCUCACUCAGUCCCAAAGGUCGUAUGGGGAACGGAAUAUUGGAUGAAAAAUUUCAAGUUUGAAGAUGACGAAGGGAUUUGCACUAUUGACAAGGACAGAAUACCACCAGGAAUCAUGUUAAACGCCGACGGGACAUACAUCGCAGAAAGAACGGAGCAGCGCCCACCCCUACGGCAGUCGCUGAGAAACCCUAACGAAUUGUCCAUCAGAGACGAGUCGUUUGACCGACGAGGAAGAAGGGUGGGAAGGUCAAGCUCUCGAGAGGUUGGAGAAAGGUCAAAUUCGAGAUGA